AUGCGGGAUAAUUACGCAAGUGCAAAAAAUGAAGUACCUAUCUUGAUAGAUUAUGGAUCCUCGACAAUCAAAGCAGUAAUGGCAUUGUUUUAUUGAAAGGGCUAUGCAACAUCAUAAGCUCCGGAUGUAGUGAUUCGCAGCUAUAUCAAUAAAUUUAAGGAUUCUAAUACACAAUCAAACCAAAUAGCAUAAUGGGAUACAGAUGUGUUUAAGAAUUACAGAUCUCCAUUUGAGAAGAAUCUCAUUUAGCAUUCUGGCGCAUUAGAAUAAUUAAAUGAUUUUGUAUUUGAAAGAUUAUAGGCUGGAAGACAUGGGAGAGUGAAUCAUCCAAUGAUAUUAACAGAAUGCUUUGCUACUACUGAUUUAGCAAGAAUGAUAGUGUUAGAGCAAAUGUUUGAAUGUUAUUAGGUGCCAAGUGUUAUGUUAGGAGUGGAUGCAUUGUUUUCUGUAUUUCAAGAUGAUUUGGAGGCUUAUUUAAAAUAAACAUAGCUUAUAGUUCAUCUUGGUGAUCAAACUGUUCAUGUAGUACCAAUUGUUAAUGGUCAAGUGGUAUAUUCAAAUAUCAAAAGACUGAAUUUGGGAGGUUUAAACAGUUUGAAAUACUUUUAUUAAACAAUCCAAUUAAGACAUCCACAUUUAAAAUUUACAUAUGCUCAAAUGGAUUAUUGGCAUAAAUAAUAUACUAGUGUGGCCAUAGAUUAUCAACUCUAAUUGCGUUAUUUUUAAGGACCAUAAUAAUAUUAUGGAUAUAGAGAUAAAAUAUCUGAAUAAAAUAGAUUUUAUGAUGAUUAAUUGUAAUUUUUAGAUCCAAUAUAUAUUGAUAUACCUAUUGUAUAGAAAAUUGUAAGUGCAGAAGACUUAAAGAGAAAGGAUGAAAAUAGAUAAAGAAUGAGAGUUAGAUUAUAGGAAUCUAUAUAAUAAAGUAGAUAAAACAAGAAGUCUUAAUUAGAAUAACAAUUAAUGUCAUUAUAAUAGGAAUUAGAAACAGAUUAAAAUAAUGAUGAACUUAAAAAGAAAAUUACAACUUUAUAAGUUAAACUUGGUUUAGCACCUAAAGAAGCUUUAGAUGAAUUAAAAUAUAAUUUAUUAAAUGUUCCUGAUGAUAAACUUACACCAUCUUAAUUAAAUUAAAAGAGAUAUUAAAAAGUUAUGCAUGAAUAAGCAUUACUCAAAAAAUAAAAAAAUUAAGAAUUUAAAUAAUUAUAAAAAGAUGCUAAUAAAUUUAAAUUAGAAGAACCUGAAAAAUAUUUAUAAAUGCUUUAUGAAAAAAGAGAUCGUAUAGUACUUUCAAUUCAAGAAAGAAAAAAAUUAUAAUAAGAAAUGAAUAGUAGGAAUUCAAGAUUCAAUUAAAAAAGAAUCUAAACUUUAGCUUUUCUUGGAGCUGAUGAUAAAGUUGAAGAUGACUUUNAUAUUAUCUAAAUGUUUGAUCAAUUUUAGCUAUUUUGA
Paramecium primaurelia is the source of this 1446-nucleotide messenger RNA. The record is from the annotation of a GenBank genome assembly. Lineage: Eukaryota; Ciliophora; Oligohymenophorea; Peniculida; Parameciidae.